Oppia nitens is the source of this 551-nucleotide messenger RNA. RefSeq lists its product as uncharacterized. Bases 102 to 551 code for a protein of 149 amino acids. Lineage: Eukaryota; Metazoa; Arthropoda; Arachnida; Sarcoptiformes; Oppiidae. The transcript has 2 exons. The record is from RefSeq and is a predicted model, not a curated record. Gene Ontology annotation, molecular function: hormone activity. Gene Ontology annotation, cellular component: extracellular region.
GUCACCAUCAGCACCAUAUCAGUGGUCAUAACAACGAAGACAAUGACAACCAGUUAAGACAUAAAGCAGAUCUGUUGCGCCAUUUGCUUGACUUUUAUGCCAUGAGAGGUGUCGGCAGCGGCGGCGGCGUCGGCGGCGGUGGUGUUAGUCUGAAAAAGAGAGGCGAAGGACCGCAGCUGUCGAUUGUGAAUCCGUUGGACGUAUUAAGACAGCGAUUGCUGUUGGAGUUGGCCCGCAGGCGGAUGAAAGAAAAUCAGGAUCAGAUCCAAGUGAAUGCAGAGAUUUUGAAAAAGAUUGGCAAACGAAGUGUCAGACCAGAAGACGAAGAAACAGAAACAGAAGAACAAGAAGACGAAGAAGACAUAACCACAACAACAACUACUAGUAGUGACAGACCAGUUGUUGGAUUAGUUUCUUCAUCACCUCUUCGUCAUCGUCUUCUUCUUCUUCAUCAUAAUCAUUAUCAUACACUACCACCUCUUCCUGUCCAUCAUCUGCUGACAACAAGACGGCGAAGACAUUGUUUUCGGAUAAAGGCAUUGAAUAUAUGA